AUGGAAGCUAAGAAAACCAGGAAAAUGAAGCUAACCCCAAGAACUCGAGAGAAACUAGGUCACUGAAAGAGGUCUCAGAAGGCAAACUUAGCUUCUAUGUUGGUGACUCAGGUUGAUAAAGGCAGCUCUAAGCCUCAGUUAAAUCCAUUCAUGAAUCCAUAUAUUAAUAACCAGGCUAAAAAUCAGAUUGUUUUACCAAAGCAAUUGAAGAAGGAUCAAGGCAAGAAAACUCUUGUCCUAGAUCUAGACGAGACUUUGGUGCAUAGCAGCUUUCAACCACCUGGAGCUUAUGAUCUCUUACUUCCAGUUGAAAUCGAAGGCCAAGUAUGAUAUGUUUAUGUACAGAAAAGACCAGGAGUUGAUAAGUUUUUAAAAGAGAUGGCAAAAUACUAUGAACUAGUUAUCUACACAGCAUCUUUAUCAAAAUAUGCGAAUCCCUUGCUCGACUGGCUAGAUCCACAGGAUUUAUGCUCUCAUAGAUUAUUCAGGGAGCAUUGAACUUUCCAAAGUGGGAUCUUUGUCAAGGACCUCGAUAGGCUAGAUAGAGAUUUAAAGGACACUAUAAUCAUAGAUAACAGCCCUGCUUCGUAUUUCCUUCAUCCUCAAUGAGCCUUGCCAACCACUUCUUGGUAUGACGACAUGGAGGAUACUGAGUUAUAUUUGCUAGCUGAAGUUUUAGAGCCUUUAUCGAAAGUGCAGGAUGUGAGAGAGAUCAUUGAACAUAUUGUUUUCGAAGACAAAGUACUCUUCAACAAAGCAAGCCAGAUCUUAAAAGGAGGUAAACUUGGAGAACGGUCUCAGAGCCAAAACUCUAAUAUGCGCAACCCUCAAUCAACAAUCAAUGACUACCUCGCAGGCAUGAAUCUUAGUCAACAGUCUGGAGAUUUAAAUGAAGAGGAAGAAAAAGUUGAUAAAAAUUCUAACAACAAUUGAGAUUCUGCUGUUUCAUAUUUCAAAACAUUCAAUUCACCUAUAAGAAAGAGUAAAACCAGGAACAAAAUAGGACCAAGAGGAGGUUCUCAAAGGAACAACCAUCAACAUGAUCAUGACCAGCUGCAUUUUAUGCCAAAUGCGAAUUCCCUAAAGCUGCAUCCAUCAAAUGCUUUGAAAAACAGUUGGGUACAAAAAUCAGAGAAUGAGGUUCAAUCUCAUACAAAUAAAGACUUAACUCACUCAAACAACCAAGGCAGCAGAAAUAGGAAUACAUUCCAGACUUCGACUCUGAAGAAUUAUCCAGAUAAAAGCUCAAUAAUGAAAACUUUAAACAACCAAAUUUACUUGAAGAAGAUCGAUGGAAAACAUUCCUCAGUUGCCAGAACUUUCAGAACAAAGGCUAGAAAAGACAAUUCCUCCCUUGAGAGAUACAGCAGCCUCAGUCACAGAAACAGUAAUGAGUUCCGGACCGUUAGAAGGAAAAGAGAGUUAAUGUUGUUCAGCAUUGCUAAAACUGGCCGAAACCAUAAGCUUGAUAACAAGUUUAACACUAUGAAUAAUAGCCCAGAACAUAGCCCCAAAAGAAGACCAAAUAAAGUGGGAUAUUUAAAUAACCACAGAAGUUAUUUGAAUAAGAUUGUUUUAAAGAACCAUGCGAAAUCGCCUAAUUCAAUCCUAGGCUCUGUCAAUGAUCAAGAAAGCUCUCUAAGGAUUACUCAGAUAGGCUCAAAUACUAAUCACAGGGGUCUCAAGAUGCCCAGUUUUGUGACUAUGAUUGGUAAGAAAGGUUAAGAAAUCCCUAAUGAAGUAAUUUCAAAUUUAAAAUAAGC
Moneuplotes crassus is the source of this 1763-nucleotide messenger RNA. Lineage: Eukaryota; Ciliophora; Spirotrichea; Euplotida; Euplotidae. The record is from the annotation of a GenBank genome assembly.